AUGGCUUCGUCACAGACCGAACCGAAACCUGGAGAUCUGAUUGAGAUUUUCCGCCCUGGCUACCAGCACUGGGCCCUCUACGUGGGGGAUGGCUACGUGGUGCACCUGGGUCCUCCAGGUGACGACAUCACAGGAGCUGCGUCGGCCAAUAUCAUGUCCUCCGGAUCCAAGAAGGCCAUAGUGAAGAAGGAGCGGCUGUCCAAAGUGGCCGGGGAAGACAAGUACCGUGUCAAUAAUAAGCAUGACCAGAAGCACAAACCAGUCACUGAAGCGCUCCUUGCCGCCUUGAGGGUAGUCGGCCUGAUUAUACUUGGCAUGGCAGUCGGCAUACAAGCUGGCGUGGCAGCAGGCAUACCAGUUGGCGUGGCAGCAGGCGCAGCAGUGGGCAUACCAGUUGGCAUGGCAGCAGGCAUCAUCGGAACGAGUGCGGUCAUCAUGGGCAUCCACAGGACCCUACAGGACUGA
Molecule: messenger RNA, 465 nt
Organism: Myotis lucifugus (little brown bat)
Lineage: Eukaryota; Metazoa; Chordata; Mammalia; Chiroptera; Vespertilionidae
Product: HRAS-like suppressor 3
Exons: 4
Coding region: 1-465 (154 amino acids)
Biological process (GO): N-acylphosphatidylethanolamine metabolic process
Cellular component (GO): cytoplasm
Molecular function (GO): glycerophospholipid phospholipase A1 activity; A2-type glycerophospholipase activity
Source: RefSeq, a predicted model, not a curated record